Messenger RNA from Dentiscutata erythropus, 1992 nucleotides. Lineage: Eukaryota; Fungi; Glomeromycota; Glomeromycetes; Diversisporales; Gigasporaceae. The record is from the annotation of a GenBank genome assembly.
AUGACGAACUCUGCGGAAGAGUUAUUCUCAAAAGAAGCCUUCGAUUUUUCCGAAUACUUUAUUGAAAAGAAGCCAAACGAAUGGAAAGAGCUUGACUUCCUUAAAUGGCUGAAUGAAAAGGAGUAUAAACUAGUUCACACAAAUUUACCAAUCCAAGAACGAAAAGGAAAAUGGCAUGGUCUAUUUAAGAAAUCUCUAGAAAUUGUUAGAUCUCGGUGUAAGAGCUUUUUGGAGCAGGCGACAACCAAUGACCAGGACCACUUGAAAUCUUUUGCCAAAACUGCAUUAAAGUCUGUAAAUUAUCAACGAAAAAAUUUGCCACACGUUAUAGAGACAUGGCUAGCUCCAUAUUGGAUAGCCGUCUUGACCACACGUCACAGAGACAUGGUUAGCUCCAUAUUGGAUAGCCGUCCUGAGCAUACAACCACUUUACAACUAUUCUGUAAAACUAAAAUUCCGAGUAACGUUUCUGAAUGGUGGGAACAUGUUACUACACAAAUGGAACUUAAGAACACCAAAAAACUUGAAAAAUUAGUUAUGGCUAAAGACUCUCUAUCUCAGUGGACAGCAAGUCGAAAUGAGAGAACAAGAAAGAGAUUUUUGGAAGUAGAUACAUUAGAUGAAAAUGAUUUGAAACAUGAUGAAAAGAUUUCCAAAAAAAUCUGUCAAAGCACCAAUGAACUACUACUAACUCCCGCCUUGGACGAUGGCAACAAUGACAAAAAAGAGAUCGUCCCUUCAAUCAAGCAUAAUCUUAGAAAGAUUGAGAGAAAAAAUUAUGCUGAAAACACUUCAUCAGCUGACGAGUUAGAUUUGGAUCAUCUGGAGGAAAAGAUAGUUGGCGAAUUAAAUUCUGAGAUAUCAUCUAUCUAUGAGGACGAUGAUGAAGAAAAUUCUUUAGAUGGCAGUUCUGAAGAAGAAGAUACAGCCGAACUUGCAAAUAUGUCAUUUAAUUCUUUUGUUGGUUCAAAAACUGAUAACAAAAAUUAUAAUUGGAAAUUAAAAAAUAAUGAAAGCGUAAGAGGUCGGCUUAUAAAUAUGACAAAAGAAGCGAUUGAAGAAGCAAAAAAAACUGAAAAAGUAGACUCGAAACUAAUGAGUGUUAUAAGGUUGGGACUGUCAUCCAUCAUAGAUCUUUCGUCGGAAUUCAAAGGAGGCAUGCACUCCUGGUUCGGGGACAAUUGGAUACCAUUAAAGAAUGAAGUGUUAUCAAAAAUCAACUUGAAAGUUGAAAGGUUCACAGGAGAAGUAUCAGAAUUAAUCACAAAAGUAGAAAAUCUAUGUGAUUCAUAUGACUAUUUGGGGGCACGAAAACUUGUAUUAGAAAAAGUAAUGGAACGACCCAUUGAUAGCCCUAUUUUAGACAUAAUAUUCUCAGAUCAACGAGAUCAUGUUAGAUUGAUAUGGGGAGAAUCAGUUUCACAAGUCACUAAUGAUUCAAGAAGAAAGAUUGAUCUUUGUAUAAGAACUGAGGAUGGCACCAAAGAGUUGAGCCAUUCCGAAUGUGCUCGGGAAGCUACGUUUAUAAAAAUUUUAAAAGACCGCAGUAAAUCUCUGAGAACUAAUAAAUGUAUACUCAACAACUACCUUGAAAACAAUAUUCUUGAUGAAACUUUAGAAGAUACAGCAAUUUUCGGGUUACAGUUGGCAGCUUUGGAAGGUCAAUUAAUUGGAAUUGAUUUAUUGGAUGAAGGACUUUAUUUUGGAUUUGAUGGACCAGCUUUUAGGUUUCCCGCACAGAUUUGUAGUAUUGGUGUCUUAAGACAAACAUUAGAGGUUUUUUAUUGUUUUAAGGAGAAAGUCAUCAAAAAAGCAAAACAUUUACUUCAGAAUUCAAGCGAAAAUAAGAUUACCAAACUUCUACAUUCCGAAAAUAUCGAAAGGUCAAAUCACUGCAAAAUCAAUUAUACCCGGGAAACUUAUUUUGAACCAAAACAAAAAUCUUUAGUCAACGAAUCCAAAAAUUUAUAUGUUAAAUUUAAAAACAAAUAG